CAAAUUUGGGAGUCACUUGCAAGGCAGAGCCUCAGCAGAAUCAGCUAAGCCCGCCAUGAUCCUCACACUGCUGCUGGGCCUUGGGGGGUACCUGAGCUGGGGGCUGCUAGGGGCCUGGGCACAGGACCCUGGUACCAAGUUCUCUGAUCCCAACAGAGCCAGGGUGACUGCAGACUGGAAAAUAGAGGCUGAGGACACCGGCAGAGACCCUGUCAGACGGAACUGGUGCCCUUACCAGAAGUCCAAGCUGGUCACCUUCGUAGCUGCUUGCAAAACAGAGAAAUUCCUGGUCCACUCACAACAGCCAUGUCCACAGGGGGCUUCUGACUGCGAGAGAGUCAAAGUCACGUACCGAGUGGCCCAGAAGCCCGUGUACCAGGUCCAGCAGAAGGUGCUGAUCUCUGUGGAUUGGAGGUGCUGCCCAGGGUUCCAGGGUCCGGACUGCCAGGACCAUGAUCCCACAGCAAGCCCCGAGCCCACAGAGGCGAGUGGCAAGCUCAGAGAGACCUGGGACCAGCUGGAUGGCUUUGACCUUGGCCAUCCUGUCACAGAAUUCAAUGAGAUCAAUGGGCCACAGGAAAGACAGGAACACCAGCUUCAAAAUCUCCAGAAUGAUGCCCAGCUGGUAGAAGAUGGCUUCCCAGGCCUUUGGGAGGCCCCGGACAGCAACCUCACAGCUGAGAUGACAGAAGCCAAUCAAACAGAAUCCGAGUUUCCUGGCAGGACAUCAGAGCACCCGCUGCAGCCCCAAAUCGAUGCGUUCCUGCAAGCACACUUCACUCCCGUCUGGAAGAGCUUCAGUGAGAGUUUGCACAGCCUCUCCCAGGCUAUCAGAAACUUGUCUCUUGAUGUGGCCGCCAAUCGCCAGGCCAUCAAGAUGAUCCAGGAGGUCACCGUGGCCAGGGCUGACUUCCAAGAGUUUGGUGCCAAGCUUGAGGCCAAGGUCCAGGAGAAUAGCCAGAGACUGGGCCAGCUGUGGCAGGAUGUGGAGGUCCAGCUGCAUGCCCAGCACCGUUCCCUGCACCAUGCCCUCUCUGAGGUCCAGGCUGAGGUGGGCACCAAGUUAAAGCAGCUCAUCAAGGCUCAGGAACAUCCAGGGACCAAUGGCAGCCUGGUGGUAACAGCUGCAGCUGCGGCAGCAAGGCCAGAGCCAGAGAGCCUGCAGGCCAGGCUGGGGCAGCUGCAGCGAAAUCUCUCUGCCCUGCACGUGGCCGUCAACCAGAGGGAGGAUGCGCUGCAGAGCACGCUCGAGGACAUGAACAGUAUCCUGAAGCAGCACGUGAACGAAAUCAAGGAGCUGUAUUCCGAAUCGGACGAGACCUUCGACCAGAUCAGCAAGGUAGAACGGCAGGUGGAGGAGCUGCUGGUGAACCACACGGGGCUUCGAGAGCUGCGGGUCAUCUUGAUGGAGAAGUCCCUGAUCAUGGAGGAGAACAAAGAGGAGAUGGAGCGGCAGCUCUUGGAGCUCAACCUCACUCUGCAGCACCUGCAGGCAGGUCACGCAGACCUCAUCAAGUACGUCAAGGACUGCAACUGCCAGAGGCUCUACUCUGACACGGACGACAUCCGGGAGGACCAAAGGAACGCCAUGCGCACUGUGGAAGAGACCCAAGUGAGCCUGGACGAACAGCACCAGCUGGACGGUCCUUCUUUGCAGGCCUUGCAAAGCACUGUAGAUGCCAUGUCCUCAGCGAUGGACGCGUACAAAGGAGAGGGUGAGCGGGCGCGGGCCGAGAGGGCCCAGCUGCGGAGCAAGCUGCGGGCUAUGGACCACGAGGUGGAGGCGCUGAAGGCAGCAGCGAACGGAACCCGCAAAGAGAUGCGUCGCCUGCACGGCUCCUUCGCAGCGCUGCUGGAGGAUGCGCUGCGGCAUCAGGCGGUGCUGGCGGCACUCUUCGGGGAGGAGAUGAUGGAGGAGCUGUCGGAGGAGGCCCCUCGCCCGCUGCCUCUGAAUUACGAGCAGAUCCGCCUCGCCCUGCAGGACGCGGCCACCGGGCUGCAGGAACAGCUGUUCGGCUGGGAGGCCUUGGCCACUCGGGUGGAGACCUUGGAGCAGGCCGCAAGGGGCCUUGUGGAGCAGCGCCCGCCACUGGCAGAGCGUCUGGAGCCCGGCCACAACUCGGGGAAAGAGGGGGAAGCCAUGGCUUUGGCGGACCUGCAGCAGGAGGUUGAGCGCCUGAGCUCCCACGUCAAGCAGGUUGGGCAGUGCUGUGAGGCCUCCCUCAACGGCUCCCUCGAAGAUGUACAGACCGUGCUCUCGGACACCCGGCGUAGCCUGGGACAGCACCAGCAGCUCUUCCACAGCCUCUUCCAGAACUUCCAAGAGCUGGUGGCAAGCAACACCAGCCUGGACCUGAGUAAGCUGCAGGCCAUGGUGAGUAAGAAAGACAAGAAAGGCCUGGGAGCAUCCCGGAAAAGGGAGAAGAAGCAAGUGGCCAUGUCUGCGGAUGCGCACGCCAAAGGGCUGGAGCAACGUGUUCUGGACUCAGAGCUCUGGCAGGCAGGCUCCCCCGUGGCCUUCUAUGCCAGUUCCUCUGAAGCGGCGAGUGCUCUGCAGAUGGUGAAGUUCAACACCACAUCCGUCAAUGUGGGCAGCAGCUACUUCCCCGAACACAGCUACUUCCGGGCCCCCAAACGUGGUGUCUACUUGUUUGCAGUGAGCGUUAUAUUCGGCCCAGGCCCAGGCAUGGGGCAGCUGGUAUUUGAAGGUCAUCACCGGGUUCCAGUUUACAGUACAGAACACAGGGGUGGGAGUACAGCCACUGCUUUUGCUAUGGCAGAGCUGCAAAGGGGUGAGAGGGUGUGGUUUGAGUUAAUCCAAGGGUCUGUAAUAAAGGAGAGCCAACCGGGCACUGCAUUUGGGGGCUUCCUGAUGUUCAAGACCUGAACCCCCUCAGCUUGCAUCAGACAUGGUAGACUUGCCAGCUGCUCUUAGCCCAAGGCUUUGGCCAGCGAUGGCUGGAGAACAUCUCGUGGCCUAGCCCUUUCCUGGACACCUUCUGCAAAGACCUUCUUCUGGACACACAGGGAGGCCAGGAAUGCUGCUCCUUGGACUGGGCCUGUGCCUGGAGUGGGAGCUGGGCUUCCUAUGCCUUUCCCAAUGGCAUGGCUUGUCUUGGCUCUGAGACAAUCAUUUCUACAGCUUUUUCCUCCCAUUUCGUUCCUUCGGUAGUUGGAAACUUCUGUACAACAUUUAAACCUUUUCAGGUGUAGCUCAAUGACAGCAUUUGAUAUGCAAAAGGUCCCAGGUUCUCUUUCCAAUACCUCAAAAAACUUGAAGAAAAAAAAAAUCCUUUUUUCCUCCCCUGAAAUUGGAAACAAGUGUCCUAUUACUACAGAAAAGCUAGUUAAAAACAGCCUUUCACUGGGCAUGGGAAUGCAUGCCUUUGAUCCCAUCACUUGGGAGGCAGAAGCAGGCUGAUCUCUGAGUUCAGAGCAAGUGCAGGACAGCCAGGGCUCUGUUACACAGAGAAACCCUGUCUCAGAAAACCAAAACAACAACAACAACAAAAACCCAGCCUUUCUGGUUUCAGAAGGGAGUUACCACCUGGUUGAAUCAGCCAUGGGAAAGGAAAUGGAGCCCUGGAUCCGGUUGCCAGAACUGUAUAAACUGGGUUUGGUGGCACCCAUCCGUGACCUCAGCACGUGGAGCAAGCACGAGGAUCACACAUUCGCAGCACCGCCAGCUUCCUGACAAGUUCAAGGCUAGCCUGGGAUGCGUUGUUUUGCUGCCUCAGAACAAGCUAUUUUAACUUUCAGUCACCUUGCCCCUUGUCUGUAUCUGUGUAUUUAAUUUUAGUUCCACGUCCCUGUCUCCUCGCUUCGCUCAGUGCAAAGGCCAACAGAUGUCAAACAGGGACAACACCGUGUGGCCUUCAUCCCUUUCAUUCUCCCACUAUCAUGACACUCCACACCUUCCCCCAGCAUCUUUAAGGAAGGGAAGAGGGAAAUUAAGCUCUCCUGGUAACAAUCAACUUUGGAAUAAAGCGAUGCCCUCCAAA
This is a messenger RNA of Psammomys obesus (fat sand rat), 4001 nucleotides long. RefSeq names its product multimerin 2 (gene Mmrn2). The transcript has 7 exons. Bases 56 to 2887 code for a protein of 943 amino acids. Gene Ontology annotation, biological process: negative regulation of vascular endothelial growth factor receptor signaling pathway; negative regulation of cell migration involved in sprouting angiogenesis. Gene Ontology annotation, molecular function: protein binding. The record is from RefSeq and is a predicted model, not a curated record. NCBI's taxonomy places the organism in Eukaryota, Metazoa, Chordata, Mammalia, Rodentia, Muridae.